This is a messenger RNA of Anneissia japonica, 917 nucleotides long. RefSeq lists its product as uncharacterized. The record is from RefSeq and is a predicted model, not a curated record. The transcript is spliced from 3 exons. Bases 1 to 747 code for a protein of 248 amino acids. NCBI's taxonomy places the organism in Eukaryota, Metazoa, Echinodermata, Crinoidea, Comatulida, Comatulidae.
AUGCAUGCAUCGGUGAUAUGUAGGUUUGAGUGUGGCCUUCAGCUGUUUCUAGAUAUGCAAUUUCUAUUUACCGAACUUCAUGCUGCAUCAUCUGUAACACUGUUUGGUGACCGAGAUCCAGAGGACAGUGAAGAAGGAGACAUCUUUAUUGCGGUAGAUACCACCGAUAGCCAGCCAUCACAUGAUCUUUCAACAGCCUACGAGGAUAACUCAGAUCUUUUGAACAUUGAUGACGACAUAGACCAACUCUUUAUCAGUGUUGGUAAGAAGAAGUCAGCAGUAGCUAGUAAACCAGCAGUAGCUAACAAACCAGUGGUAGCAAGCAAACCUGUUGUAGCAAGUAAACCUGUGGUUACAGGCAAGCCCGUGAUAGCAAGCAAGCCUGUGGUAGCAAAAAAACCAGCUGUAGCAAGCAAACCAACAACGGCUGCUAAACCAGUGGCACCAAAGCCAAGUAGCACAUCAACUGUGGCAGAGAAACGACAUGCCUCAACAAAACCCGGUUUACCUGCUAUAGAGCAGACAACACAACCAGAAGAGAAGCAAAGACAAGCAAGUAAACCAACAUCAUCUCAAACAGCAAAUCAAGCUGAAAAUGCAGCAACACAAAAGGCACACCCAGUAUCAAAAUAUGAUGAUUUAUUUGCAGAGCCUAUGUCUACAGAGGCAAACUUCGAUCAAGAUGAUAUCAUGGCAUACAUUAUGAACAAUAGUGGGAAAGAAGAGGCGUCUUUGGACCUCUUCUAAUUCAUCAGCAGCAACUUGAAUAUUAUUAAUCGUAUCAAGCAAAGCUCAUCAAUGAAAAGUUCCUACUAUUUUCAGUCUCUGGCGGGAUUCGAACCUACAACCUCUCACUAUCAAUGCGAGUAUCAUAUCCAUUAGACCACAGAGACCUAUGGAUAUUGGCGAAGAUCUAA